AUGCACGAGCGAGAGAAAAGACCACAUUUAAAUCAGGAACAGGCUGAUUUCUUCUCACGCGCUAUGGAAGCUUAUGCAGCUGUCAAAGGAACAGAAGCUGCAGCCGAUUUUUUUGGUCCAAUUAAUCAACAACUCGAAGGAAAAGAAGUUCUUGUUGCAACACACAAAACAGCAUCUCGAUUUUUAGAUAAGUAUAUCGCUGAAUGCCCUGUUGAGUCAUUACAUCAUCUUCUUCUCGCUUUUAGCAAACAUAUGUCAGAUUUAUGCUUUGAUGCAAAUGCAUCACACAGUGUUGAAAAUCUUUUCAUCCAGUGUGCACAAUUCAUCGAUAACAAAGACUUUAAACCAUCUUUCCAAGAAUUAUUUGCUUCAAUUUUGGGAGAAUUAAAGUCAUAUGCACCAGAUCUCAGUGAGGAUAGAUACGGAUCCCAUGUUAUUCGCUCUUUGAUUACUCAUUAUGGUGGUUUUAAGUCAAUGAACCAACAUAUCGAUAAAUUAUGUCGCCAAAUCAUCCAAGCAAUGCUGAAAACACCAGAUUAUACCAGAUCACCCCACUUUUCCGCUGUUCUCCAAACAAUUUGCACAUUAGAAAGCGAUAAAUAUCCAAAACUCAUCAAUUACCUUGCCAGAUCAGUUCCAUUUACAUUUGACUCGAUCAGAGACAAGUCUUCAUCACAUUUGAUCGAAGAAAUCCUCAAACUCAACGUUGAUGAGCCUAAAAAAGUCUUAUUCGACAAUGUUUUCAAGACAGACGCUUUGAAAUGUGCCAGAGAUAGACAAGCGAACUUUGUUUUACAGAGAUUCCUCGAAAAUACACCAAAAGACUUCAUUCCAGAAUUAUGCGACCAAUUACUUCCGAAUUUCGCCUCUUUACUCGACGAGCGCCCCGAAGUCAUCAAUUCCCUUGUCAGUGCUUGCGCCAGAUUGAAGUUUAACCAAGACAAAAUCGCCCAAGAAUUGAAUAAGUACAGAAACAACAGAAAUCUCAUUGAUUCUUUAUUGUCAAUACGCAGCCAGAAGGCAGGAGCCAUGAUCCUGCAGAGCGUAUGCAGAUUCGAGCAGAAACAAGCUGAUCCAAUCGUUGGAGCCAUUUUGGAUAUGACAGAUGACAGAUUUAAGGGUCUCUGCCUCGAUAAAAAUGGGUCUUACAUCAUUACAGAGUUCCUGAAGUCACAAACAAUCAAACCAGGAGCCAAAAACAAAGUUAUCAGGAAAAUGCUCCCAAUUUUACCAGAAAUUUCAGCCAAUAGAAUCGGAUCUUACAUUGUUGAGGACGCUUUCAAGGCUGGAGACAUGAAUUCAAAGGUAGAUAUCUGCGAAAGACUGAUUGAAGCUCAGAUGAAGGACAAAGCUCCGAAUGUGUGGAGGUCUUUGAGAGUGGACGCUUACAUGAACAGACGCGGUCAGUGGGAACACGAAAUUACUACUGCGGCCAAGGUUGAGAAGGCAAUGAAGGAAUUCGUUGACGAUCCUGUUGCUCCGGCCAAUGAUAAGUGA
Trichomonas vaginalis G3 is the source of this 1497-nucleotide messenger RNA. Its product is annotated as rRNA processing. Lineage: Eukaryota; Parabasalia; Trichomonadida; Trichomonadidae. Gene Ontology annotation, cellular component: nucleolus; preribosome, small subunit precursor; 90S preribosome. Gene Ontology annotation, molecular function: RNA binding. The transcript has a single exon. Gene Ontology annotation, biological process: endonucleolytic cleavage in ITS1 to separate SSU-rRNA from 5.8S rRNA and LSU-rRNA from tricistronic rRNA transcript (SSU-rRNA, 5.8S rRNA, LSU-rRNA); ribosomal small subunit export from nucleus; endonucleolytic cleavage in 5'-ETS of tricistronic rRNA transcript (SSU-rRNA, 5.8S rRNA, LSU-rRNA). Bases 1 to 1497 code for a protein of 498 amino acids. The record is from RefSeq and is a predicted model, not a curated record.